This is a messenger RNA of Cryptomeria japonica (Japanese cedar), 959 nucleotides long. RefSeq lists its product as uncharacterized. Bases 130 to 768 code for a protein of 212 amino acids. The transcript has a single exon. Gene Ontology annotation, cellular component: endoplasmic reticulum. Gene Ontology annotation, biological process: ubiquitin-dependent protein catabolic process. Lineage: Eukaryota; Viridiplantae; Streptophyta; Pinopsida; Cupressales; Cupressaceae. The record is from RefSeq and is a predicted model, not a curated record. Gene Ontology annotation, molecular function: ubiquitin-like protein conjugating enzyme binding; metal ion binding; ubiquitin protein ligase activity.
UCUAAGCAAAUUGGAUUUUGAGUAGUUAUCAACUUCUGUCUAGACGGCUGUUAAUUUUAUGGGUCAUAUGCUACCAGGUGUAAAUUUUGGAGGAGUCUGCGGACCAAUUUUAUUCGUUCCUGUUUAGAAAUGGGUUCAAAUUCAGAAUCUUGUACAGAGGCGAUGAACCACGAAUCUGGGUCAGGUGAUGGAGGCAGUUUUGAUUGCAAUAUAUGCUUAGAAUUAGCCCAAGAACCUGUGCUUACUCUGUGUGGGCAUCUGUUCUGUUGGCCCUGUCUUUAUAGAUGGCUACAAGAGCCCACAAUAUCCAAAGAAUGCCCUGUUUGCAAGGCCACUGUAGUGGAAGAUAAGGUGAUUCCCUUUUAUGGAAGAGGCAAUGUGGGAUCUUCUGUUUCAAGGACAAAAUCUGUGCCUGGUGUGAGUAUCCCCCAUAGACCCUCUGGACAGAAGCCUGAUACAGUUAGGACUGGUACAGACCACCAUUACCAAUCCCAUGGCUUCAAUUUUAUGGCAGGACCAGGUCAUAUGCCUGUUGGGUCCUUCGGAGACAUAACAUUUUCAGCGGGGUUUGGGCUGUUUCCUUCCCUUUUUGGAUUCCAAAUGCAUGGUUUUGCUGGUGCACCUUAUGGCAGUGCAGGUAUGCCCAAUGGGUUUAACCAUGGACGUCGUCAGCAUCCAAUGAGACAACAUCGGCUGCAGAAGGCCUUCCUGUCAAGGUUGUUCUUAUUCCUGGUUUGUUGUUUAGUUGCCUGUCUUCUGUUUCUCUGAGCUGAUUUUUUCCAGCCCUUUAUUUACUCAGCAAAUUUUAAAUAGGAGAUUCUGGGCUUCGUUGGAGGUAUUGGAACAAAACUGCAUUUUGUCUUAAGUUGGAAAACUACACUUAUGGUACAGUGCAUCUAAUGCAAUUGUUGGUUUGUAUUUAAUCAAAUAAAUGCUUGGAUGAAGUUAUGACUCUUCUU